Hermetia illucens (black soldier fly) is the source of this 1960-nucleotide messenger RNA. RefSeq names its product dnaJ homolog subfamily B member 14-like. Gene Ontology annotation, biological process: cellular response to misfolded protein. Gene Ontology annotation, cellular component: endoplasmic reticulum membrane. Lineage: Eukaryota; Metazoa; Arthropoda; Insecta; Diptera; Stratiomyidae. The coding region runs from base 266 to 1387 and encodes 373 amino acids. The transcript has 3 exons. The record is from RefSeq and is a predicted model, not a curated record. Gene Ontology annotation, molecular function: Hsp70 protein binding.
GAUAUUGUAAAAAGUGAGUAUCGUAAUUGAUGUGCUAAAGUGCCGUGGGAUGAGUCUAAUUUUGUUUUAAUUGGAAUUUUCCUAGCUCGGUUAUUCCCUCACAAUUUGCCGGUCGUCCCCGUCUAUAGAAUUCCAGUGCUCAAUGAACAAAUUUCUGGUGAAAUUUUAACGUAUUGACUUAUCAACACGACCCAUUGCCAUUAAACACGAAUAUUCAAUAAAACGCCUUCAAAUCCAAUUAUAAGCUUGGAAUUGAUUGUAUAAUAUGGAAGGGAAUCGUGACGAAGCAGAUCGUUGCAUUGACAUCGCCCUUAGUGCAAUAAACACCGGAAAUUACGAAAAGGCAAACAAAUUUCUACGAAAGGCCGAGAAUCUGUACCCAUCACAGCGGGCCAAGGACUUAUUGCAACACGUCAGCUCAAUGUCAGGAACAUCUAGUUCAAAGAACCAGGCCAAUGGUGAAGGGGUCCGGCAUCGGAAAAGCGAGAAACAGAGAACGACCAGCGACAGCAAAUCAGACGCGGAGGUGGACUACACAGUUGAGCAGCUGGAAAUUGUGAAGAGAAUCAAAAAGUGCAAGGACUACUACGAAGUCUUGGGGGUAACGAAAGAGGCAACUGACUCGGAGAUAAAGAAAUCGUACAAGAAACUAGCACUGCAGUUGCAUCCGGAUAAAAAUCGGGCUCCUGGUGCGGCUGAGGCAUUCAAAGCAAUUGGAAACGCGGUAGCUGUUCUCACAGACGUGCAGAAGCGCAAGGACUAUGACCUGUAUGGGUCACAGAGCGACGACUUGCGAACAAAUCAUUACAAUCACACACAUUUCCAUCACUCGGAACACAGCAACUUCGAAUAUGCUUACGCACGCGGCUUCGAGUCCGAUAUUUCGGCGGAGGAAUUGUUCAACAUGUUCUUUGGCGGCUUUCAAACGAGUCGGCGUCCAACGACAGGCGGUGGUCACCAUUCUCACUAUGCACGUCGCGAGCAAAGCCAACAACCGAGCUUGGCGUUUGGUUUGAUCCUCGUCCUGAUCUUGAUCUCGAUUAUGUCCUCGUUUCUUACUUCAGAUCCAAUUUAUAGCUUAGCCCAGACUUCAAAGUAUCCUGUGCGUCGGCAAACGAACCACUUGGGGAUACAGUAUUACGUGAAGGAGAACUUUAAUACGGAGUACCAGGGAUCGCUGGCGCGAUUGGAGAACUCAGUCGAGGAAGACUAUAUAACGACGAUGAAGCAGAAUUGUUAUCGUGAACGAACGUAUCGUGAAUCAAUGAUCAGCCGAGCGAAGACGUUUGGCAGUCGAUCACAAGUGGCACAGGCUCAGCAACUCAAAACUCCUUCCUGCGAUAAUCUUGCUCGAAUUGGGAUUAAUACGCGAUUUUCGAUAUUCUAAGGAGACAACCUAAUCACUCGAAAAUCCCCAAUGAAAGCAGAACGAAAGCAAUGGAGGCUAAAUCCUCAUCUGAGAACUUCUCUCAACUUUAGUAUGUGAUGUUAUGUUCUUACUUUACCCAACACCUCAUUCCAAUCUACAGUUCAGGGAAGGGCCGAUGUCAUGAAACCAAAAAAAAAUGAAAGUUAGGAAAAAUCAGCAGAAAUCACGUGUAUCUGCAAUUUUCAGUUGUUUUAGUUUUAACAGUAUUAUAUCGUUUAAUUUUCGGUGCAGAUGAAAAUGAGUUUGUAUGUAGUACAAGAGAAAUUAGCGCCGGCACGCGUGAUUAUUUGAAAACAGGCAAUAUGUGGCUAAAAUAUUUAAUUUAUUGCGAGUAGAUGCAAUUUCUGUUGGUAGGUGCCACCGACAGAGAUCCUAGUUCAAUCGAAUAUUACGAUUGGGGCGUUUUCAGCAACAGGGGGCAGAUAGAUUAAUGUGAGAAGUUUACAGUGUAUUUAUAUUGGGAAAUUUAUGACUUGAAAUGUUAUAGUUGAAUCAAUAAAUAAAAGGAAUAAUUCCGAUUUUAUCAAAAAA